Messenger RNA from Leishmania major strain Friedlin, 702 nucleotides. RefSeq lists its product as hypothetical. The transcript has a single exon. Bases 1 to 702 code for a protein of 233 amino acids. The record is from RefSeq and is a predicted model, not a curated record. NCBI's taxonomy places the organism in Eukaryota, Euglenozoa, Kinetoplastea, Trypanosomatida, Trypanosomatidae.
AUGACACUGUGGAAGCACAUCUGCGAUGUGUGCCACCGCACCGUUUGCGACGACUGCGCUCCUCGCAACACCGAGAGCGUUGAUGCUAAGGGUGAAAAGGCGACGUUGCGGGUGUGCAAGACAUGCGGUACCACAGGGCACCGUCUAGGCAGCGCGGUUGGUGGCCACUCCGCUGCCGAUGGCGCACAGGGCACAGGCGCUGCUCGCCCAGACCCACAUAGUGAGGCUGAGAGAGAGCGCCGUGCGCGCAUCAUCGAAGAGCGCAGCAGGGCACAGAAAAACCGCGGACGCCCUCAACGCGCGGGCGGCGAGGGUGACUCCAGAGCUGCGGUUGCGAGUGAACGGCCUGCCCCACCCGCCCGGGCACCCUCAUCUCCUACAUCGGCCCCGCCAAGGGCGUCUGCCUCGCCUCCGGCCGCUCCGCCGCCACUGCCAGCAAACUCUGGAAGCCAAGAGCGUCUGGUCAACCCCGCCCUAGAGGCGGCGAUGCGACGCCAGCAACAGCAGCAAGCGCACGGUCGCACUGCACCUACUUUGCCGGCGGCCAACAUGUCUCCCGAGAAGACGCGUCUCCUUUGCGAGAUCGAGGCGCUCCUGGCGAAGCAUCUCGAGGAUCCGCCGUUUGGUUUGCGGGCAGCGGAUGAAGCGAAGCUGCACGGAUACCUUCAGUUCCUCAAGAAGAAGUACCAUUUGAGCGAGUAA